AUGAUGCGACCUGUUCUCCGUCUUCCCCUUCGGGAGGCAUUGUAUGUCUGCUCAAGCUGCAGACAGGAGGUCACACCACGAGCCGUCUCGCCGCUCGCCCGCCAAUUCCGCCGUUAUGCAUCCUCCUCCGACCCGACACUUCUCGAACGCACUCGCCGCAAGCUGUGGAACACCGAGAAGCCCCCUGGUGCAGAGGACCCCUACAGUGGAGAGUCACAAGUCCUGCGUGAAGCUGAGGCUGAUGAGUCACAAGGGCUGGCACCUGGCGAGGCGGAGGGCGAGUCUUUGGCUAAGGGAGACUCUUAUACUCAGGCGGAGACCUGGGAUGGAUUGAAAGUAAUUGGCUUCUCUCGCAAAGAAGCGUGGAUUAACAGCGGCACAAGUGAAGCCGAUGAGUACUCUCGCUUCGGUGCCGAUGUCACUCCCCGGCCAAUUCUUGUGGCCGCUCACCAAGCUACCGUGGAGAUCUGUUUGAUGCACAUGCUGGGCAAGCCUCUGGCUGGUAUCUGCGAGGUUGACGACCACAACGCCCAGAUUCAGGAAAUGCUCGACAAAUGCAUUAUCAAGGGGUCCGAUACUCAACAAUGGAAUAACGCCCUCCGAUUCCCUGACCAAACAACUCAGGAAGCGCUUGUAUUUGUAUUCAACCAGAUUGGCGGAGAAGGGUCAAAAAACCUCGAGUCGCCGGAGACCUUGCUCGCGGAGAACACCUCCAAGGACGCUUCCCACAAUGCUCUCUCAUUAGCUAACCCUGAAGUCAAAUUUGCCUACGUCAAGCGUCUCUCCCAGCUCCUCGGCCGCCGCAUUCCUGACACCACCAUUUCCUCCUCCUCGACCGUUGGCGACAUCAUUACUGCUCUUUCAUCCAGACUGAAGGAGAAGCCCGUGGACGUCUCCAAGCGUCUGCGCCGACAAAAAGCUGCCGGCUGGCUGCCGCCCAACGUCCAAUUUAGCCGACGACGUGCCACCAAGGCUGACAAAGACGAAGACUUCGGCCGGAAGAAGGAAAUUUAUGCUGAGCUUCACCGCAGAGGACUGGCGCAGUUCUAA
Penicillium macrosclerotiorum is the source of this 1050-nucleotide messenger RNA. RefSeq names its product mitochondrial 54S ribosomal mL50 protein. Lineage: Eukaryota; Fungi; Ascomycota; Eurotiomycetes; Eurotiales; Aspergillaceae. The record is from RefSeq and is a predicted model, not a curated record. The coding region runs from base 1 to 1050 and encodes 349 amino acids. Gene Ontology annotation, cellular component: mitochondrion. The transcript has 3 exons.